Osmerus eperlanus (European smelt) is the source of this 8041-nucleotide messenger RNA. RefSeq names its product septin 12 (gene septin12). Bases 228 to 3131 code for a protein of 967 amino acids. The transcript is spliced from 12 exons. Lineage: Eukaryota; Metazoa; Chordata; Actinopteri; Osmeriformes; Osmeridae. Gene Ontology annotation, cellular component: cell division site; microtubule cytoskeleton; septin complex. Gene Ontology annotation, biological process: intracellular protein localization; cytoskeleton-dependent cytokinesis. The record is from RefSeq and is a predicted model, not a curated record. Gene Ontology annotation, molecular function: GTP binding; GTPase activity; molecular adaptor activity.
CUCACUAGAAGACAGACGGCGAGCAUAAGUUAAUGCAGCGUGCACUCGGAUGCGAGUCGAAAAACAAGAAAAACGCAACUCUUUUGUUGCAGCAGAAACCUUUCAGACAAAACCGUAUUUUGUUAGGGCAUUGCAUAGGCUUUUUAUUGAUAAGGAAUACAGCUUGGUGUUGAACUGCAACUUUUUCUCAGUGUUUUCCAGCAGCCAGCAGGCGUUUCUGUGCAGUCAUGAUGUCUGAAAUUUCAGUGAAUGACCACCUGGAGGGGAUAUUAUCAGAUUUUGAAGCCCUGAAGCGAUCAUUCGACAUUGAGGAUGUGGACGACAUCCCCGCCUUCUCUCCCACCUCCCCCAUCCCCUCCCCCAUCUCCCCGUCCACCCAUCUCCUCAAUAAGAGCAAUGAGGGGCGGGGCCUCCUGCCCCCCUCCCACAACAUUAGUGUCUCAUCACCAUCCUACCGACAGCGCAUCAGCCUGGGCUCCUCCCCCAGCCUUUCCCAGAGCCCUGUUCUGAAGAGCCGCAUGGUGUCCAGCUUCUCCUUCAACCGCGGCACUGCCAACCGGUCCGCCGUUGCUGUCAACAACAACAUUGAUGGAGGAGGGGGUGGGAAUGGCGGCAUCGCCCGUGCAGCUUCCUUCCAGAGCCGGUUCAACCCAAAUGGGUUCUCAUCCUCUUUCAUGUCCGGGCCUGGGAGCGACUACGACAGCCUUCACAGCUCCUCGUCCAGCUUGGACUACUCUGUCCAGGGAGGGGGAGGUGGAGCCCCUCUCUCCCCUCUUCACAAGCUUGGGGGUGGUAGCUGCAGCCACUAUUCCAUCCCCCUGCCACUUGGGGAGUAUGGCAGGCCUCAGUACCCCCAGCAGCCCCAGUGUCUGGGUGGAGGGGAGGUGGCUCUAGGGAGUCCAGCCCUUAAGAAGUUCUCCUCCCACGGGAACGUGUUCCACUCCAACCUUGAAGGGCCCUUGGAGCUGAGGGCUCCGGAGCCCCAUGGGGUCAGCCACGGAUCCAUGCCAAGCCUGGAACUCCAGAUGGUGGACGCAGGCGGCAGGGUGGCAGAGAUGCGCAGAGUUGGGAGCAGCAGUGUUGGGGGUGGAGGAAGGAUGUCGCCUGGGACAAAAUAUGCCAACGCUGGCUGGAAUUGGAGUGGGACGGGCUCUGCCCACAUGCGCCAGCACAACCCCAGCCUCUUCGGGAAGGAUGGCUAUUACUCUACCCCGGCUGGCCACAACCAGUUCCAUAUCCAAGCCCAGGACUCAGCCAAGCCCAAGGAGACCCAGCGCCUGAACAAGUUCCCCCUGGACCUGGACAACCUGGUGGGCACCAGCGGCAGCUCUAUGGGUCCAACCCCUGCCAGCCCCCCUGUACAACCUCCUCGGAGCCUCCCUAUCCCUCUCCAGUGCCCCAGUGGCCCUCCCUCCGGCCCCACAAGUCCCUUGGCCUCCCUCAGCAGCCUGGACAGUGCUAACACUACCCCUCUUCGCUCCUCCCCCCACAGCCCCCCCUCCUAUCCCCCAGGCUCGUUCCCUGUUCCAGAUGUGAGCCGCUCCCCGGUGCCCUUCUCCCCGGCCCAGACUCCUCGGACCCUCGACCUGCUCUCCCGGUCGCAGGUAGCCACCGCCAGACCUAGCCCCACCCUAGUGGAGAUGGACGUGAACCAGACCAGUCAAGAGGUUAGGGAGAGCGUGGGCUCCAUCCUACAGAGAAUUGCUUCCUUUUCCAGUCCCGAUGCUGCUCCCGCCACUGCGUUGCCGCAGCGCAGAAUCCUAAGCAACGGGGUAAAAAGGAAGGGGACAACAUCGCCCAUGUUGAUGUACCAGGAAUGCGUGCCCAUCCCUAUGCCCGCUUUGGUACCAUUGCAGAUACAGGGACCGAAGAGAGAGCAAGAUAAGACAAAGGAGCUGGAGACAGAGACAUUCACCACCCCGAUGGAGGACAGGCAGGCGGAAGAGAUGGGGCCGGAUGCAGGGUUAGAGGGGAAGGAGGGGAAGAAAAUAUCUGGGGACAAAAGAGCGGAUGAAACAGCAGAGGACGAGAAUGUGGACGAGGACAGAGGAAUGGAGAAGAUAGGGCUGGAGGAGGGAGAAGAGAGAAAGAAGGCGGUGGAGAUGGAGGGGAUGUUGCCCCCCUGUUCCACAGUCGGGUCGGGUCUACAGGGUAGCAUUAAAGGCAGCGACCUGUUUGGAUACGUGGGCAUUGAGGCCGUGCUGGACCAGAUGAGACGGAAGACAAUGAAGGCAGGCUUUGAGUUCAAUGUCAUGGUUGUGGGUCAAAGUGGUCUAGGAAAGUCCACUCUUGUUAACACACUGUUUAAGUCCAAAGUCAGCCGCAAGUCCUGCACUCCCAACUACGAAGAAAAGAUAUAUAAAACUGUGAAACUGCAAUCAGUCAGCCAUGUGAUCGAGGAGAACGGAGUCAAGAUGAAGCUGACGGUGAUUGACACCCCAGGCUUUGGAGACCAGAUAAACAAUGAGAACUGCUGGGAGCCUAUAGUAAAGUAUGUCAACGAGCAAUAUGAGAAGUACCUCAAGGAGGAGCUCCACAUCAACAGGAAGAGACGGAUCCCUGACACGCGUGUCCACUGCUGCAUCUACUUCCUGCCUGCCACCGGACACUGGUUACGCCCCAUAGACGUGGAGUUCAUGAAGAGGUUGGGGAAGAUAGUGAGCAUUGUACCAGUCAUCGCCAAAGCAGACACACUCACAAUCGAGGAGAGACUGGGGUUCAAACAGAGGAUAAGGCAGGACCUGCAGACUCAUGGAAUACGUGUGUACCCUGAGAAGGAGUAUGACGAGGACACAGAGGAUAGAAUACUCAACAAUAAGAUUCGGGAAAGCAUUCCGUUUGCAGUGGUGGGGACGGACAAGGAGCACCAGGUGAAUGGGAACAAGGUCCUGGGUAGAAAAACAAAAUGGGGGAUCAUAGAGGUGGAAAAUGUGGCACAUUGCGAGUUUUCCAACUUGCGAGACCUGCUAAUCAGAUCUCACCUGCAAGACCUGAAGGGCGUCACCCAUUACAUCCAUUACGAGACAUACAGGGUGCGGAGGCUGAACGAGAGCAACAUGAACGUCAGUGCACUGGGACUUUCCUCCUUCCCGCUCGAGAACGGAACGAGCGACACGGAGAGCCACCUCUGAGAGGAUGGGAGGACAGGAAUGCGUGUUGCGUGUGCACCUUCCUGCUCACAGCUUUUUUUGUAACUCCGCUUUUCACUGUAACUAUCAAAGGAAACAAUCUCUAUUUCUCUCCACUCUGACCCCUUAUCAAAAUAAUAGAGAAUUUACGAGUAAGGAAUCUUUUUUUACCCCAAAUAAGGAAAGAUGUUUGUUUAGUUUUUUUGUGACCUGGGUUGGGAAUUAACCAAAAAUCUUAGUUAAAGGUUUUACUAAAGACAUUAUGUGAAUUGCAUUUUCUGUAGAAUAAGUAUUUUUGUGACACGGUCCAGUCAAAAGGGGAUGUUGUCGUCUAGGUCAUUUCUCCGUUUUGUACAAAUUGUGAAAGUGCAGAUUGUAAGCUUUCAAAUUAUUAUGUCUCAUGCAUCGAGCACCAGUGAAGAAAAAUAAAACAAUAUUCGCAUUCGAUCCUAGAUACGUGUUUUAUCACCCAGUAUUUUUGCACGGACUACAUUGCACUGUACCUGGUCUGAUUAUGGUUCAAGUUAUGUGUUAAGUUGUUGGUGCAAAUCGCAUAUUCUGAAAACAGCCUGAAAGAUGUAGCCUAUUCACGGUUUACCGGGUAAAAAAAAAAUCCUGUGUACAAUGCAAUGCCCGAAAAUAGCCAAUUAAUUAUAUUUAGUCCGUGGAUGUAGGCUAAAAUGAACGUAUGACAAAAAUGUACGGCGAACACGCAGAAGGCAUGCUUGAAAGUUGACACAACUACUUGUGAAACAUUAUAUUUAAGAAUUUGAUCUUGACUCCAGACCAAAUGAUGAGGGAUGAGAUUGUACUUUGUACAAACAAACACAGCUUACAUACGAAACAUUACAGCUAAUACCACCGUGCUAGCACAAGUAGCCCAGGGAAAAACCGUCUGCAUCGUGAUGCAAAUCACAUCACGCAUGACGCGCCCACAACUCAACUGGAGCCGAGUGCACCAGCUGGGCGUACGCCUGGGUGUAAAGGCCGAAAUAUGCUUCUGCGUCUCCGUUUACGGAUGGGCGGGCGCACGGAUACGCACGGAUAGACUUCGUUUAAGGUUCUCCGUAGGCUGUGGGUGCUGAAAACAAUUCACCGCCAGAAGAGUAGGUGGCGCAGCGUUUUUUUGUAAGUCGUCGUGGAGUGUUUAUUUACCUAGGUUAUCGAGAAGUCGGAGCAAAUUUACAAAUUAGCCGUUUCAUCAAUAAAAUACGCACAUUUUCAGCAACUACACUGCCCAUUUCUCGUCACAUUUGAAUUCAGAUGCUGAUUUACAUGUACUGUUUAGCUGAAAUAUGAAUUGUAAAAACUUACAGCAAUGGCGGUCAAAGGAUUCUGUUCAUCCUGUUUAUCACGGCAACCCCGCCCCCGCCCCUGACGCAAGCGGUUCUUAAUAUGGACCAAUCACAGCCAAGGGGUAUCCGUAAAAUGACGGACGGACAGACGGAUAGUCAGGAAAAUCAGGAGGUGCACGUAGAGCUCUCCGAGAGGAAAUUCCUUGUCGGAGAGGGCGUUCCCUGUGUCCGUCUCCCUAAAAACGGAGAAGUAUAAAUCGGCCUUAACUUUCAGUUCUACGUCGGACGUAGCGUUAAGGCUGCAAUAUGCUUCUGCGUCUCCGUUUACGGACGGGCGGGCGCACGGAUACGCAUGGAUACGGACGGAUAGACUGCGUUUAUGGUUCUCCGUAGGCUGUGGGUGCUGAAAACAAUUCAAGAGUUGGUGGCGCAACGUUUUUUUGUAAAUCGUCGUGGAGUGUUUGUUUACCUAGGUUAUCUAGAAAUCGGAGCAAAUUUACAAAUGAGCCGUUUCAUCAAUAAAAUACACACAUUUUCAGCAACUACACUGCCCAUUUCUCACAUUUUAAUUCAGAUGCUGAUUUACAUGUACUGUUUAGCUGAAAUAUGAAUUGUGAAAACUUACAGGGAAAAACGGACACAUGGGAACGCCCUCGUCUCCGUGGAACGCCCUCUACGAGCUCUCCGUCAGCCCUCGGAGAGCCCCGGAGAGGUCUUGUUUAGUUGUCCGUGAUCGCACAAAUCCACUGUUAAUUUUAUUGGUGAUCUAUUUCCAAGCUGAUUGUUAAGGUUUGUUGUUCGCUUUUUUUAGGUCUCGAGUAAAAGAGUACCGGGUAAAAGAGUACGUCUGGUCAUCCUAAUUCAACACUUAACUUUUGUAAUAUUCAAGAAAAUGAAAACUGUAGCGGACAAUACGGGAUACCGACAACGUCCCCUUUUUUGACUGGACCGUGUCAUAUAUUUGGUGGUUGGUGGAUCACCAAUAAAAAAAAACUGUGCGAGUUGCAGCAUAUUGCUGCUGCCAUCGACUGUGCCAGUGAGACCCCGAGUCGAGAUACAAUUUGAAAACAAAAGCGUUUUGUUAUGAACGGUAUUAUAACGGUAUAUAAGUUUGGACUGAUAACGAGGACAUAGUGUAGCGAUUGUGCGGGAGCUUCACGGCUGUAUUUCCAGUUUUUGACAAUGAUGAUAUAAAUAUAUUUAGUUAUACACUGUGUUCUGCAGUUAUCUAAAGGUUGGAUAUAUUAUGUUAUCCUGUAUUCCAUGCAGUCAGGGCAUCUCCUCCUGCACCCAGUGGACAAUGUGAUGCUGAGACAGCGCUGAAUUUUGAUUUAAGAUUUGAGUUAGAUUUUACAAGGUGUUUAUGGACAAUUAUUACUCAGUACAAGCGCAUGUAACACUGCUGGAUUUAAUCUUCAUGAUAAUGAUGAUAUGGAGUGAAAAAAACAUGCGUGAGGAAAACAAAAUAUAUAAAUAUUAUGAGUAAUCGUUCUUCCCACAUUUACUUUCUGCAGUCUGACUACAGUACGGUCAUCUGUAUCGCCAAUUCCCACCGUUUCCAAAAUGUGAUCAUCAGAUUUUGCGUGGAGGGCCGCACAUUCUCCCGUCAAGUUUGUUUUUUAUAAAUCACAACCUUUGCGUGGGAAGUGGCGUACGCACAUUUUCAGCCCUGUUUUGUGCGUAAGCCAAGUUUAUAAAUGAGACCCCUGGGGGGUACGGGUGUAUCCUUUGCGCCAAAACAGACGACACAACUUCGAAAUUCGUUUAAAUGUCUUUCCAAAAUAAUAUAGUGGUGACGACUCGCAAGCUAACUUUUAAUGUCCUUAUAAGUAAGUCCAAGGUGGAAAUACAGCUCAACUAAGCCUCUUUCUGUAAUUUCCACGCAUUAAAACAGCAGAUAUAAUGCACGCUUCUGUGCAUGCGGUAUCUGGUGCGCACCAGAUACUUUAGCGUGGUAACGAGAACGUUUCUGGUGAGCAGCAGAAAGUUUCUCGUGCGCACCAGAAUUUUUUUUUCUUCCCCAUGUCCCUUUAGGGGCUCCAUAGAACAUUUACACUUAGUCAUUUAGCAGACGCUCUUAUCCUGAGCGACUUACAGUAAGUACAAGGAGGGUGAAGUGCCUUCUGAUUAAUAGCCCGACUCCCUAACCGCUCAGCCAUCUGAUCCCCCCGAAUAGAACUGUAAGUAAAGUACAAAAAAGUUAAAAUAACAAAACCUGUAAUUAUUACUUGUGAACGAUGCAGGUCAUUUGGAAAAAUGAUCCAAAGACUGAUACCCGAAAGAAGGAACGAAUCAUUUACUCCCGUCUUUGUAUCAAUGUUUUGUUUUUCUGCAAACCGAGUUUUCGGAUCAAUGAUUCGUUCAUCUGCCGACCGUGUGUUCGGGUACAAGUCUUUGGAUCAUUUUUUUCCGUGAUCUGCAUAGGCUCAGAAGAGGAAACAGAAAGGAUUUGUUUACCUCAUUCACUUUCGCGUGACUGGUAGGUUUAGUAUAGUAAGACGUGAAAUUUGUUCACAAGUGAUAAUUACAGGUUUUGUUAUUUUUACCUUUUUUUCUCAGCCACGAGAAAAUGAACAAAUCACUCUCUGAGACUACUCGUUACUCCCGAGUUAUACUAGUGAUUCGUUCAAAAUAAACGAAUCGUUCAUGAACAACAUCACUAUCACAUAUUCCCCGGAAGGAGGGCUACAACACACAAAGAGAAUACAAAAAGUGAACUCUGAAACAUGAUAGUGUUAGAGUGAUGUCGACGUAGAGCGAUAUGUGAAAGUGUUUCGAAAGUUUUUACUCUGCAAAGCCAAUCUUUGCUAGUCUAUGUAGUAUAUACUUACCAAAGGCUUGCCACACUGUUUUGAAAACUGGAGACAUCUGCUUUAGGAGAAAUGCAAGGUUUUUAGUAACCUUGCAAGUUUCUUUUUGAUAAUAAAUUUUAAUUACUUGCGUAAAUACAGCAAUGCAGGUUAUAUUCCAUGGAGCCCUUGACCUCUGUGGAAGAGAUAACAUAUGUCAAUGACGUAAUACAAGUAUUGUUAGAUUUUGUAGUUCACCUUAUGAAAGGCUCCUGAAUAUAUGUAUUGUAACUCACUGUCACGUAAUUAAGAUUGAAAAAUAUCUAGGAAUAUUUACACAAAUGUCAGACACCCUACUGAAGGCUUACAAAUGUAUGUCACACACAUAGGGUCCUAUGUACAAAGUACAGUAAGAUAAACUUUCGAUGUAAUUCAGAUUUGUGAUGAUUAAUUUUAUCUCACUGUUACCUAUUGAGACUUUUCAUUAACUUUUCAUUGUGUAUAGACUACUAUUCCUGCAAUUUCUUUCCAAAUUGAUGAUGUUGUUCAUUUCAUUGGCAUGUUCAAACAUGCUAUUUUUAUUUUAUUUGGUAUUAUUUUACAUUUCCUGAUGAUGCAGCAUCUUUGGAAGAAGCCAAUAGAAAAUAAAGGCUUGACCCACAUUUGAAAUAAAAGGCAGUGUACCCAAACAACAUUCAACAUUAAUAACAUUCCAACUUGAAUGUGAGGGUCAGAGUAUGAACCCAACAUGUCUUUGAAUUCCAUCCAUUGUUUAGAGUAGAUAAUCAAUAAAAAAUAAAUUACAAUUAAAGUUACACCCUCAAAUCUC